Encephalitozoon hellem ATCC 50504 is the source of this 1188-nucleotide messenger RNA. RefSeq lists its product as uncharacterized. The record is from RefSeq and is a predicted model, not a curated record. The transcript has a single exon. The coding region runs from base 1 to 1188 and encodes 395 amino acids. Lineage: Eukaryota; Fungi; Microsporidia; Unikaryonidae.
AUGGAAUUCCUGGACAGUCUGAUUCUUGGGUCUAGUACGCCCAGAUAUGCCGACGAAGCACUUUUUCCUUCUAAGACAUACAAAAAGCCGAUAUGUAAUAGAAAACAUUGUAAUACAACGUGUACCUCAAAAGUGCUUGCAGAGUUUGAAUUCUGGGCUUAUUUUCUUUCAGAAAAAGAACCUAACAGGAAAGAGGUCAGGAAGAAAAUACACACGAUAAACCGAGACCUGAGGUUUUCGGUAUGGACAAAAUGCAUAGGAUCAAGGGAGAAAUGCAUAGAGCUAAAGCCGGUAGGGCUUCCUGAUCCAAGCGGUGGCUCGAGUGAUAAGCUCCAAGAAAAUGAACAUGGAAAGAUGGAAGACAGAGACCUAGUGAAGUUCAUAUUGGACCUAUGCAGGGAUGUAGAAGGCAACAGCCAGGAAGACAUGUUCAACAUUAUAAAGAACCUAGAGAGAGAUUUCCCGAUGAUAUCUGAUUUCAGGCUACUUGCAUUGUUCAUAAUGCAUUUUCUGGAAUUACCAUAUACCUCUCCAAGGGCCGUAUACCGCUUUGUUUAUUCGCUAAUGGAGUCUCAUAACUUUUGUAGUGUGUUCUCAAUGGCUGAAGAGUCAAAGACAGAUGGUGGGACAAGUGGAGAUGAAAAAAAUAGUACACGUCCAGCAUUUUGGAAGUCUUUCGUAUGUGACUAUCCCCUAGUGUUUGAUCAGAUGGUUGAUCUCUUGCUUUGCUACGAGGGUGCAGACAUAGCUUCUGUCCCUGCAUUUCUUCAGAGGCAAACUGGAGGCAGUAAUUUGGAAGAAUGGGUUAAGUUUAUAUCAAUAAGGUCGAAUUUAGAAAAACUAGGUGAUGUCUUUGAUAGUAAAAGGCUAGAAAAGCCCGUAGAAGUGAACAAAAGGGAGGAAACAUACUUUGACUUCCUGGUUGUUCAAAACGAGGCCAUAAAGGCUCAGGAGAUGAUGAAAAUAGAGGCCAGCGAAAGGCUUAAUUCUCUUCAAGAGGAAAGAAAUGAGCUUUAUGUGCAGAAGGUCAAUCUUAUGAAAGCAUGCUCAUCCUUAGAAUCCGACCUCAAGGAAUAUCGCGAGGGGUAUGUCAAAAAGGUUGAGGAAAUGCUUCACGAUGUCGAAGAUAAAUGUGAGAGAUAUGAGCAAGAGAAUAUAAAACUCAAAGCAAAACUGGAGGAGAAAUGA